Vigna radiata var. radiata (mung bean) is the source of this 2660-nucleotide messenger RNA. Its product is annotated as cytochrome P450 87A3-like. The transcript is spliced from 4 exons. NCBI's taxonomy places the organism in Eukaryota, Viridiplantae, Streptophyta, Magnoliopsida, Fabales, Fabaceae. Bases 1863 to 2570 code for a protein of 235 amino acids. Gene Ontology annotation, molecular function: heme binding; monooxygenase activity; iron ion binding. The record is from RefSeq and is a predicted model, not a curated record. Gene Ontology annotation, biological process: sterol metabolic process.
ACCUCAUCUAUCAACUCAUCAACCGUAGGUAUAUAGGAAAGGUGUCUUUGAUGGUAAUAGCAUUGAGAGCUCUAUAAUCAGUACAAACCCUCCAAGAUCCAUCUUUCUUUUCGACUAAGAUGAUUGGAAAAGAGAAAGGACUGGUACUGUGCUGCACAACUCCUUCUUGUAACAGACCUGCCACUAACUUCUCAAUUUCCUCCUUCUGACUGUGAGGGUAUCGAUAGGCUCUAACUUUAAUGGGUUGUGAAUCUUCUACCAAAGGAAUGGAGUGGUCAUGUGUCCGAGGAGGAGGUAAGGACACAGGAUUUCCAAACACCGCAGCAUAUGUAUGUAGCAACAGAACCAAUUCAAUUUCUAUAUCCUUAGGAAGUUCUAGCUCGAGAAGUUGCAGAGAAGUCGGUUCAAUGAGUUGCAUACUAAAAAUUUCUGCAAUGGAAUUGGUAUGGACAAGUCGUUUAAUAUGGUGGCAUUGCGUAGGAGUAGGCAAAAUUGUAUGAUCACCUUGUAAUGUGACAUACUUGUCAUUGUAUAAGAUCUUUAACUGUAAUGAAGAGUAAUCAACAAUGUGUGGCCCAAUUGAUUUUAACCAGCUAGCACCAAGAACCAAGUCAGCUCCAGAAACUGAUAGUAAAAAAGCUAGUAAUUGAAAUUUAACUCCCUGUGCCCGAAUAGUUAACUCGUUAACCAAGCCUUCAGCAGCCAUGUAAUUACCAUUCCCCACCAUGACUCUGAACAUAGGAGCUGGUUCUACGGGUAAUUUCAAGAACUUAGCAAUUCUUGGUUGAAGGAAAUUAUCAGAGUUACCUCCAUCAACCAAAACCUGGACAUGCAGAGAACUAAUGUGUGCAACAAAAUGGAUGGUACCAACACCUGCUCUGCCAUUCAAAGCCUUGAAGGACAAAUGCAAAGUCUCCUCAGUGUCCACAGCUUCAGCUGAAAUAUUGAGAGAUUCCAUUUCUGGUGUCACUACUUCUAACUCCUUUUCAUCCUCUUCCAUUUGUAACAUUAAAUACUGUCUGUUGGGACAUUUAUGAUUGAAAGAAAAUUUCUCAUCACAAAAAUAACAAAGGCCCUUCUCUCUGCGUAGUUGCAUUUCAGCAGGAUUGAUUUUUUUCACAUUGGAAUUUCUAAAAGGAGGUCCUGAAGGGGUGGGUAAUAAUGUAGGUAGGGGCUGGGAAGUGUAAGGAGGUUUCAGAGGGUUUCUGGGAAUAUUAUUCUGGUUAGAAUUGAAGGUAAUAUUGGAAUAUCUAUGGCCCUAUGGUGGGGUUCGAGCAAUAGCAGCAGGGACAUAUUUUUCCUCAAACAAUUUAGCCAGUGACACUACUCUCAAUAAAUUUGUAGGACUCUGAGCUACAACAUCUCGUCUAAUAUCUUUAUUCAACCGAUUAGUGGACACAAAUGAUAUUCCAAAUUCAAACCAAUAGAAAUUCAAAUAUAAUAGAUAUCAUAUAUGAUAUUUUUGUAGAUAUAUGAUGUGUGCUGGUGAGAUGGUACGGGUAGCAAGACAAACAACUAGAAACCGAUUAGUGGACACAAAUCAUAUUCCAAAUUCAAACCAAUAGAAAUUCAAAUAUAGAUAUCGUAUAUGAUAUUUAGAUAAGAAUUAUUAUCUCAAUUAGCCUAUAUAUAUAAUGCUCCUCUAGACUACCACCACAGCAAGCACCGUUCUUUCUAUUCAAGAACAUCUUCUGAGAUGCUGAUAUGCAAGCCAGCAUUCUCUAAUCCUUUCUACCCAUUCUUCCCUCCUUACCCAUUUUAAGCCUUUCCUUACCUCUUUUUAAUUCUCUCUCUCACCACCCUUUCACCACUUCACUCUUUUAAUCUUAUAUAUUAUCAUCUCCUCCCUUUGAAAAUUAAAAAUGUGGCCUCUUUGUCUUGGAGCAUUGCUUAUUAUAGCCAUAACACAUUGGGUUUAUAGAUGGAGAAAUCCCAGUUGCUAUGGGAAACUCCCCCCAGGUUCAAUGGGUUUGCCCCUUCUCGGUGAGACCCUUCAGUUUUUCUCCCCCAACACCUCUUAUGAUAUUUCCCCUUUCAUCAAGAAGAGAAUGGAAAGGUAUGGACCAAUCUUCAAGACCAACUUGGUUGGACGCCCAGUUGUAGUUUCAACAGACCCUGACCUUAAUUACUUUAUCUUCCAACAAGAGGGUCAGGUGUUUCAAAGCUGGUACCCAGACACAUUCAGUGAAAUCUUUGGGCAACAAAAUCUUUCUUCCUUACAUGGGUUCAUGUACAAGUACCUCAAGAACUUGGUGCUCAAUCUGUUUGGUCCUGAAAGCCUUAAAAAGAUGCUCCCAGAAGUCGAACAAACAGCCUGCAGAACAUUAGAGAAGUGGUCGUGCGAGGACUGUGUUGAUCUGAAGGAAGCAACAGCAAGGAUGAUAUUUGAUUUGAGCGCAAAAAAACUCAUCAGUUAUGAUUCAACCAAAUCCUCGGAGAACUUAAGGGACAACUUUGUUGCAUUUAUACAAGGACUCAUCUCCUUCCCUCUGGACGUUCCAGGAACAGCUUAUCACAAAUGUCUUCAGUUUAAGAAGGCUGUAAGCAUUGGAGAAGCUAAGAGAACUUAAAUAGUGUUCUAUGCUUAGUAGGCCAACCCAGAAGCAAAAGAAAAGAUGUCAUCCCAGAAGAUGGGCAUACAAAAAGUAGUUUCUUUUAAU